Messenger RNA from Lagenorhynchus albirostris (white-beaked dolphin), 2937 nucleotides. Its product is annotated as UDP-N-acetylglucosamine--peptide N-acetylglucosaminyltransferase 110 kDa subunit-like. NCBI's taxonomy places the organism in Eukaryota, Metazoa, Chordata, Mammalia, Artiodactyla, Delphinidae. The transcript has 2 exons. The record is from RefSeq and is a predicted model, not a curated record. Gene Ontology annotation, molecular function: protein N-acetylglucosaminyltransferase activity; protein binding. Gene Ontology annotation, biological process: protein O-linked glycosylation. Bases 1 to 2937 code for a protein of 978 amino acids.
AUGCAGCUGUGGAGACAAGAGCCAGACAAUACUGGAGUACUUUUAUUACUUUCAUCUCUACACUUCCAGUGUCGAAGGCUGGACAGAUCUGCCCACUUUAGUACUCUGGCAAUUAAACAGAACCCUCUUCUGGCAGAAGCCUAUUCGAAUUUGGGGAAUGUGUAUAAGGAAAGAGGGCAGUUGCAGGAAGCAAUUGAGCAUUACCGGCAUGCAUUGCAUCUCAAACCAGAUUUCAUCGAUGGUUAUAUUAAACUGGCAGCCGCUUUGGUAGCAGCAGGUGACAUGGAAGGGGCAGUACAAGCUUACGUCUCUGCUCUUCAGUGCAAUCCUGAUUUGUACUGUGUUCGCAGUGACCUGGGGAACCUGCUCAAAGCCCUGGGUCGCUUGGAAGGAGCCAAGGCAUGUUAUUUGAAAGCAAUGGAGACGCAACCGAACUUUGCAGUAGCUUGGAGUAAUCUUGGCUGUGUUUUCAAUGCACAAGGGGAGAUUUGGCUUGCAAUUUAUCACUUUGAAAAGGCUGUCACGCUUGACCCCAAUUUUCUGGAUGCUUAUAUCAAUUUAGGAAAUGUCUUGAAAGAGGCACGGAUUUUUGACAGAGCUGUGGCAGCUUACCUUUGUGCCCUAAGCUUGAGCCCAAAUCAUGCAGUGGUACGUGCCAACCUGGCUUGUGUAUACUAUGAGCAAGGCCUGAUAGAUCUGGCAAUAGACACCUACAGGCGAGCUAUUGAAUUGCAACCACAUUUCCCUGAUGCUUACUGCAACCUAGCCAACGCUCUGGAAGAGAAGGGCAGUGUUGCCGAAGCAGAAGAUUGUUAUAAUACAGCUCUGCGGCUGUGUCCCACCCAUGCAGACUCUGUGAGUAACCUAGCCAAUAUCAAAGGAGACCAGGGAAACUUUGAAAAGGCAGUUCGCUUGUAUUGUAAAGCAUUAGAAGUCUUCCCAGAGUUUGCUGUUGCCCAUUCAAAUUUAGCAAGUGUAUUGCAGCAGCAGGGAAAACUGCAGGAAGCUCUGAUGCAUUAUAAGGAGGCUGUUCGAAUCAGUCCUACCUUUGCUGAUGCCUACUGUAACAUGGGAGACAUUCUAAAGGAGAUGCAGGAUGUUCAGGGAGCCUUGCAGUGUUAUACUCGUGCCAUUCAGAUUAACCCUGCACUUGCGGAUGCCCACAGCAAUCUGGCUUCCAUUCACAAGUAUUCAGGGAAUAUUCCAGAAGCAAUUGCUUCUUAUCGCACUGCUCUGAAGCUUGAACCUGAUUUUCCUGACGCUUAUUGUGAUUUGGCUCAUUGCCUGCAGAUUGUCUGUGAUUGGACAGACUAUGAUGAGCGAAUGAAGAAGUUGGUCAGCAUUGUGGCUGACGAGCUGGAGAAGAAUAGGUUGCCUUCUGUGCAGCCUCAUCAUAGUAUGCUCUAUCCUCUUUCUCAUGGCUUCAGGAAGGCUAUUGCUGAGAGCCAUGGGAACCUCUGCUUGGAUGAGAUCGGUGUCCUUCAUAAACCACCGUACGAACAUCCAAAAGACUUGAAGCUCAGUGAUGGUCGACUGCGUGUAGGAUACGUGAGUUCUGACUUUGGGAAUCAUCCUACUUCUCAUCUUAUGCAGUCUAUUCCAGGCAUGCACAAUCCUGAUAAAUUUGAGGUAUUCUGUUAUGCCCUGAGCCCAGAUGAUGGCACAAACUUCCGAGCGAAGGUGAUGGCAGAAGCCCAUCAUUUCAUUGAUCUUUCUCAGAUUCCAUGCAAUGGGAAAGCAGCUGAUCGCAUCCAUCAAGAUGCUCCUAUUCAGGCAAUGUGGCUGGGCUACCCUGGGACCAGUGGCGUGCUUUUCAUGGAUUAUAUCAUCACUGAUCAGGAAACUUCACCUGCUGAAGUUGCUGAGCAGUAUUCUGAGAAACUGGCUUAUAUGCCCCAUACUUCCUUUAUUGGUGAUCAUGCUAAUAUGUUCCCUUACCUGAAGAAGAAAGCAGUCAUCGAUUUUCAAUCCAAAGGGCACAUUUAUGACAAUCGGAUUGUGCUGAAUGGCAUCGACCUCAAAGCAUUUCUUGAUAGUCUCCCAGAUGUGCAGAUUGUCAAGAUGAAAUGUCCUGAUGGAGGAGACAACGCAGACAGCAGUAAUACAGCUCUUAAUAUGCCUGUCAUUCCUAUGAAUACUAUUGCAGAGGCAGUUAUUGAAAUGAUUAACAGAGGACAAAUUCAGAUAACAAUUAAUGGAUUCAGUCUUAGCAAUGGACUGGCAACUACCCAGAUCAACAUUAAGGCUGCCACUGGAGAGGAGGUUCCCCGUACCAUUAUUGUAACCACACGUUCUCAGUACGGGUUACCGGAAGAUGCCAUUGUGUACUGUAACUUUAAUCAGUUAUAUAAAAUUGACCCAUCUACUUUGCAGAUGUGGGCAAAUAUUCUGAAGCGUGUUCCCAAUAGGGUACUGUGGCUGUUGCGUUUUCCAGCAGUAGGAGGACCUAAUAUUCAACAGUAUGCACAAAAUAUGGGCCUUCCCCAGAACCGUAUCAUUUUUUCACCUGUUGCUCCUAAAGAGGAACAUGUUCGGAGAGGCCAGCUGGCUGAUGUCUGCUUGGACACUCCACUCUGUAAUGGACACACCACAGGGAUGGAUGUCCUUUGGUCAGGGACACCCAUAGUGACUAUGCCAGGAGAGACUCUUGCUUCCCGAGUUGCAGCUUCCCAGCUCACUUGUUUAGGCUGUCUUGAGCUUAUUGCUAAAAAUAGACAAGAAUAUGAAGACAUAGCUGUGAAACUGGGAACUGAUCUAGAACACCUGAAGAAACUUUGUGGCAAAGUCUGGAAGCAGAGAACAUCUAGCCCUCUGUUCAACACCAAACAAUACACAGUGGACCUAGAGCGGCUCUAUCUACAGAUGUGGGAGCAUUACGCAGCUGGCAACAAACCUGACCACAUGAUUAAGCCUGUUGAAGUCACUGAGUCGGCCUAA